Messenger RNA from Saccostrea cuccullata (small rock oyster), 2431 nucleotides. RefSeq lists its product as uncharacterized. Bases 115 to 2352 code for a protein of 745 amino acids. The record is from RefSeq and is a predicted model, not a curated record. Gene Ontology annotation, molecular function: ubiquitin-protein transferase activity; metal ion binding. The transcript has 16 exons. Gene Ontology annotation, biological process: protein ubiquitination. Gene Ontology annotation, cellular component: cytoplasm. NCBI's taxonomy places the organism in Eukaryota, Metazoa, Mollusca, Bivalvia, Ostreida, Ostreidae.
AUCAUCCUUCCUGUAUUUUUGUAGCUGUUUCAUUAUCAUAAUACCAAAAACUUCCUGUAGCCUCGAUAAGUGCGUAUAGAUUUCGACUAAAUAACAGCAGGAACAAAACAGGACAUGGAAACUACUAUGUAUGAGUGUAUGUGGCUAUCACAAGCAAAAGUUGAUGCUGUAAAACAGAAAGCCCUCCGGUAUCAGAAGGGAAGAGGAAGUUGUGUUCUUUUCAUUUUGGACUUUUCUGAGAGCAUGAGAGGGGAACCUUUAAGGCAGAUGAAGCGGGGAGUCGGGGCGAUACUAGAGGAGUUUGAUGAACAACCAGAUCUUGAUGAGAAUGUUUCUGUGAUUGUUUUUGGACAAGAAACCAAAUUUCUGCAUUAUUAUUCCAACCAAUAUUCCACAAUAAAACAAAGCAUUGAGGAGGUGGAAUGUGGUGGACCCUCGCCGCUCACUGCCGCCUUUCUCUUGGCCCUUGGGGGACUGUACGAGGGAGCAGCCCAUACAAGUCGCAUUGGUGACUUCCAUCUCAAUCCAAGAGUGGUUCUUUUCACAGACGGUAGACUAACAGACUUUAAGAAUUUAGAGGCCACAGAGAAUGAAAUGGAAUUAAUGCCAAAGGAACAUAUUUUAGCACCACUAUCUUCAAUCACACAACAAAUAGGAAGAGACCAUCCAAUUUUCUGCUUUCCAGUUGGAGAAAACCCAAACUAUCCCUUAUUACAAACCAUAUCAGGCGUGUCUCAAGGUGGCAAAGUGUUACAGAUUUAUGAAGCAAAGUGCUUUGGACGAUAUACUCUACAUUACAGAUCUGCAGAUUUGAUAUCCAAAGUAAUAAACAAGAAUGAGAUAGAAAGGGAAGCUUUGAGAUCUGUGGCAGAUAACGUACUUUUCGGGCAUACUUACGAUGAAGAUGAUUUAGACACAAUAUACGAGUUAAUACAGAACAGAGAGAGAAUCAUGGAGACCCAACCAAGGGUAGAGGACGAUGAAAAUAAUUGGUAUAAGGAGAAAUACUCUACAAUUCCAAGGCUCGGUACGAGAGUUCGCCGGGGUCCACACUGGAGAUUCCAGAAUCAAGAUAGCGAGGGCAUCGGAACCAUAGUGGGUCAUGGGGAUAAAGUUGGUUUAGUGCUCGUAGAAUGGGAUAAUGGGUGUCGUUGUGUAUAUAAAUAUGGAAUAGGAAAUACAUACGAUAUUGUGGUUUGUGAUGAGCCCAGAAUUCCUGAGGACGGAUUUGUCGCUGCUGGGUGCCUUGUAAAGAGGGGACCUGAUUGGAAAUGGGAAGAUCAGGACGGCGGAGAAGAAGCUAUCGGAACAUGUUAUCGAGUGAUGGAUAAUGCCACCGUUUAUAUUCGAUGGCCAAGUGGAAGAAUGGGUAAUUACAGAUUUGGAUAUGAUGGAAAAUACGACAUUGAACUUUGCGAUCCGCUCUCACAAAAAGUGAUGAAAGCUGUUAAGGAACAAUGGAGAGCAUUAAAGAAACCCGAGUCUGAAAAUGAUUACAGAUGUACAUCUAAUGAUUUAAAAGGUAGUUCUGAAAUACAGGAUACACGAAUCAACCUAACUAAACAGAACAGUGGCGUUCAAACAGAAAAUACAGGAAAUACUACACCGCGGAGUAAAGAAGCAAAUCAAUUUCAAAGUGCAGUGUUCAGAGAGAAAAGGGAUGCUCAAACCCAAAACGGGAUUGGACCAACCAUGAUACAGCGGGAGCAGGUUACGUGUAAGGAUAGAACCAAUGUUACAGACAUACAGACAGAACACUCCUCCAUGGCUUUUUCAAUGGAAGAUCUGGAAACUGAUGAAGGACAGGAUACCGAUCUGGAAAGCAACUCAGUGGGGUCUAUCUUUGGAUACCCUGAACAUACUAGACCUUCAAGUCCAAACGAAUAUCAGAAUUCUUUUUCUGUAAAUUUAUUUUCGCCUGUGAAAAACUUUGUUGCUGACAAAGGUAAACCUAGAAUGAACGCCUUAACUAUUACGUCAAUUAAUAAAAAUACUUAUAGAAAUCCAGAAAUAUGUGUAACAGGAACAAAUGAAAAUGCUAUUCAUAUGGAAUCAAACGUUGCACAGAUUUCGCAAAACCAUUCAUCAAACAAAAACUCUAAAUCUGAACCAAAUCUAGUCAGCCAGGAUCUAUCCUGGCAGUGGCGGGACAACAAUGGAGUUUGGGUCAACUAUUCCGAUCACGUGAACAAUUUAAUCAACUAUAGACUCCGACAACGCCCCAUGGCAACUGUCUUAAUUAAUUAUAACGACGAAAGUUUUAGGAUUGUAGCAUCAAAGAUGAUACAGAUCAACACAAAAACUAAAGAAAAGCACGACAUUAGAUGCAGGAAUACUUCAUGCCAGUAUUGACACAGAUAAGAUAAUGAGAUUUGAAAUAAAACAAUAAAAUCACGGAAACAUAUCAAUAUUUUUGUCAUUUCACAACAUA